AUGGGGAUGCGAAAACCGACCAAUUCGGUGACAAUACGACAAAGUGCUGGAAAGUUAUGUGCCAAUCACUUGGUUGGCUCUUUUGUUGAGCAUGCUGAAGACUGUCGAUUGUUUUAUCUGUGCGUGGAAAACGGUGAUGCUGUUUUGGCCUCCUGUCCGUCAACGAUGCUGUUCAACGCUGAGAAUAAAAUCUGUGACGCCCCAGAGAGUGUGAGAUGCACAAAUAGCACCAGUAGCCUCGUCAAUAAUCCUCCGGCUGGCAGUGACAAUAACUUUAACAGCAUGGUCACGGAUGCGGCUACUUAUUGUGCCACUUUAAGACCACAGCCGGAAAGCGAUCGCAUUGUUUAUAUUGGCAGCUCAACCAGCUGUAAUAAUUACUACAUUUGCUAUUAUGGACAAGCCAUUCUGCAGACGUGUAGCGCGGAGUUGCACUGGAAUGCAGUGACAGCCAAAUGCGAUUUGCCGGAGCGGGCACAAUGCACACUGGAUUCACCGCUGAGUUCACCGCCAGCUGAUAACUCAAAUGUCUCAAACGAACUUAUACACUGCCCGCCCUAUGGACAACAUCUGUAUCCACAUAUGCGACGAUGUGAAUUCUUCAUUUACUGCGUUAAGGGUUAUGCCACUUUGCAACAGUGCCCGUUUUAUUACUAUUUCGAUGUCGUUACCAAAAGCUGUCAGUGGUCACGCACUGCUGUGUGUGUGCGUGAUUUAAAUUUCCCGCGCCAAUAGUAAUAAGUCUAUCGAUUUCGAUUUGUUGUUAGUUCCAAAUAGAGUGACCGUAUCGGUGUUAUGUAAUCGAUAUUAAAUAUCAAAUGUUAAUCAGUA
Messenger RNA from Drosophila innubila, 831 nucleotides. RefSeq names its product probable chitinase 10. Gene Ontology annotation, cellular component: extracellular region. The record is from RefSeq and is a predicted model, not a curated record. Lineage: Eukaryota; Metazoa; Arthropoda; Insecta; Diptera; Drosophilidae. Gene Ontology annotation, molecular function: chitin binding. The transcript has a single exon. The coding region runs from base 1 to 735 and encodes 244 amino acids.